AUGCCACCAAACCCAUUUCCACCACCCACCGCCACCAUCCACCCCAAACGCAACGACUACUCGGGCCCCAACCUCAGCGUCCUCAUCCCCGUGCUCAUCAUCCUCACAAUCAUAGGACUCGCUUUCUUCGGGUGGCUCGGACUGCCCUGGCCCAAAAUCAUGGCCUGGUGGAAGCGCAAACGCAGCAACACCAACCCCAACCCGCCCAAAGACACCGCCGACCAGGAACUCGACGACCAUCGACCCUCGGGCACGUCGUCGCGCGCCGAACCACAGCCCGGCUCGGGGUUGUCGUACGCGAAAGCCUUUGAGCGCAGCCACAUUGAUGCGCUGAAGCUCUCCGGCGAGAGGAGGAAGAAGGAGAACAAGAAGAAACCGGCGGAGGGAACGGCGAGGGUAUCGGAUGUGGGUGCGAGUGGUUCUUUGACGCCGGACUUGGCGUCGGGGCAGAUGACGCCCGGGCAGCAGAGUACGCUUAGUGCUGUGCCGGAGAGGAGGGCUUCGCCUUGGGAUCCGACGAGGACGAGGGAUUAG
This is a messenger RNA of Pochonia chlamydosporia 170, 534 nucleotides long. RefSeq lists its product as hypothetical. The transcript has a single exon. The record is from RefSeq and is a predicted model, not a curated record. NCBI's taxonomy places the organism in Eukaryota, Fungi, Ascomycota, Sordariomycetes, Hypocreales, Clavicipitaceae. The coding region runs from base 1 to 534 and encodes 177 amino acids.